GUCCAGCCCACCUGCAGUCUCCUACAAACAUCACCAAUCAGUUCACACCUCCACCCCACAUACUUUCUUUUGUGAACUUUGUGAAGGUUGAUCCAUGGACAAGCCCACCUGAGGAUCAUCAGACUAUUACAUAUUGUAUUCACAUGGAAUUGUCUUACCCAUAAUCCUUUGCCAUUAUCAUUUGCAUAGCAAAUGCUGUAUUCUUGAAGGUGAUUGGGUAAGAUUGAGUCCAGGAUGCCAACAGGUCAGAUAAAGGUCUUAUAAGAGAGAGUGGUUGUCAGAGAUGAUGUGGAAGAAGCCUACAGUGUGUUAUGUUAUCAACAGGACAACUAUACUAUUAAUUUGGUUUGAUACAUACAUUUUGUUACUUUAAAUUGAAGGAAAGUUCAGGAGGAUUUCUUUGGCACAUCAGAACUUCAGUCUGAAAUGACAGAACCACUAAUACCAGUGAAGAAGAUCAAAGAAGAAGACUUUGAUGAUUUCCUCCGUGAACAUAUUUUGGCCAGUAAAUUGGAAGAUAAGACUGUACUGGAACAUGACUUUAAGACAGAGACAGAAACAUCAUCAACCUGUAGAGAAGAGGAGUUCACACCAGUGGAAAUUAAAGAGGAAAACGAUUCUGAUUCUGGAGAAAAUUAUGACCAUGAUGACUCCUCUACUACAAGAGCAGUCCAAAUGAUCACAGCUGGCAAGAGUACCGUUGCUGGUUCAGAUAUCAACACACAUAAGAGAACACAUUCCAGAGGAAAGUCAUGUUAUUGUACCGAGUGUGGAAAGACUUUUACUCAGGUGACGUAUUUUAAGAGACACCUGAUGAUCCAUACUGGGGAAAAGCCAUAUCAGUGUUCUACAUGUGGAAAGACUUUCACUCAGGUGUCUAAUCUCAAGAGACACCAGAGAAUCCAUACUGGGGAAAAGCCAUACCCGUGUUCUACAUGUGGAAAGAGUUUCAGAAGCAGCAUUGAGGUCACUAUCCAUCAGAGAAUCCAUACUGGGGAAAAGCCAUAUCAGUGCUCAGAGUGUGGAAAGACUUUUGCUCAGGUGGGUCAUCUCAAGGCACACCAGAUGAUCCAUACUGGGGAAAAGCCAUAUCAGUGCAGUGCAUGUGGAAAGAAUUUCAGCACCAAAGGAGAGCUCACUAUCCAUCAGAGAUAUCACUCUGGAGAAAGGCCAUAUCAGUGUUCAGAGUGUGGAAAGACUUUUGCUCACUUUAGUAACUUCAAGGCACACCAGACUGUCCAUACUGAAGAGCGUUAUAAGUGUUCAGAUUGUGGAAAGACUUUUGCUCAGGUGCGCUAUCUCAAGAUACACCAGAGGAUCCAUACUGGGGAAAAGCCGUACAUAUGCUCCACAUGUGGGAAGUGCUUCAGACACAAGUGUUCUUUCAGCCGUCAUAAAAUGAUCCAUGUAAGGUAAAAAUGAACACCUGUGUUCUCAGGGCCAAAUGCACUAACGCUUUUGUGCCCACUUCAGCCGAGCAGAGCUGUGUCAAAUUGUGCAUUUCUGUAUCAUACGUAUGCAUUCCUAGGAGGGUCAGGGGAAAGUGUGAGUUUAUUACUGUGCUACGGGUGAUAAGAUUUUCAAGAAACUAAAACAUAGCGUACCGUACUGUACAUACCAGAGACAAAGACACAAGGAGCCAUAUUGGGGGAAGCCCAAAGCAGUUUACUACACGUUCAUGUUUCUGUUCUGUCUUGACCUGCAUGCUAAUAGUAAAAUGUUUGAUGGUGACUUCCUAUCUGGUUACGAGUUACGUGUUCCUGUGUGUGAGAUAAGUGCUGAAAAAGCUGGUGUUUGGAACAAAAAUAAAUAUUUGUAUUUGGAAAA
This is a messenger RNA of Alosa alosa (allis shad), 1827 nucleotides long. Its product is annotated as zinc finger protein 239-like. The record is from RefSeq and is a predicted model, not a curated record. The transcript has 2 exons. Gene Ontology annotation, biological process: regulation of transcription by RNA polymerase II. Bases 427 to 1416 code for a protein of 329 amino acids. NCBI's taxonomy places the organism in Eukaryota, Metazoa, Chordata, Actinopteri, Clupeiformes, Clupeidae. Gene Ontology annotation, molecular function: DNA-binding transcription factor activity, RNA polymerase II-specific; RNA polymerase II cis-regulatory region sequence-specific DNA binding.